UAUUACUUUAAUUCUCUCUCCCCCCUCCCCCCGGCUCCCCUAUAAAACAGCCCGACUAAGAAAUCGACCGGCGCUCCGUCCCGGUUCUUACUUCCUUGCCUCGUUAUCUUAUCCUUUCUCCUUUUCCCCUCCUUCCACCGCCGUGUUCCCCCCCUCCUCCGCGUUUUAUGGUCGGAACUGGAAAUCGAAACCUCGAGGAAUUAAAACCCUCUUCCUAGAAAAAUUCCCUUUCGUCUUUUCUCUCAUCUCUGAUCGCUGCAGAUCAUCGGGCUGACUGUUUCUAUCGCCUAAUCCUUAUUCGGUCUCGAAUCGGUCGGUCCCUUGGUGGAACCCCCUCCCCGUCUGAUCGCGGGCUUUUUUAGUUCUCGUUACAUACAACUUUCGACUUUUUUGCACCUCCCCUCCUCCAAGGUACCCCACUAUCGCAAAGCCUUAAAGCCCUCACCUCCAUUUUUUCCUCGCCAAGGCGGUUACUCCGGAUUUUCUUUUAUCUUGUCUUCCUUCCUCCCUGACCUCCUUCGAUCCACUCAUCAUUCAUCCGCCUGAUCUCCUUUUUUUCCUGUUUCUUACCCCCUCCCUACCCUGUCUUUCCGAAUUCUACCCGGAACCUUGUUCCACCUCUCUCUCUCUCUCCUCCUCCCACCGCCGGAACUACCACCAAAACACCCUCAGGAUUACACCCUCAAACGACCCGAAUGACACAACCGCAGAAGACGAUAGCCGUGGUCAACGCGGCCGGGCGACAAGCGGCGUCGCUAAUCCGCGUCGCAUCGGCCGUCGGCUAUGCGGUGCGCGCGCAAAUCCACUCCCUCAAGGGUCUCAUCGCCGAAGAACUCCAGACUCUGCCCAACGUGACCCUCCUGCAAGGCCCGCUCCUAAAUAACCCCGCGCUCAUGGACGCCCUCUUCCAAGGCGCCAAUUACGCGUUCAUCAACACCGUCUCCCAAGCCGGCGACGAGGUCGCCAUCGGCCGCGCUCUCGCGGACGCCGCAAAGCGCGCAGGCUCCAUCUCCCAUUACAUCUAUAGCAGUAUGCCCGAUCACUCCGUGCAUGGACCCUGGCCCGCGGUUCCGCAGUGGGCGCCCAAGUUUACCGUGGAGAAUUACGUGCGCCAGCUCGGGUUGCCGGCUACGUUUGUCUACGCGGGUAUCUACAAUAAUAAUUUCACCAGUCUGCCGUACCCGCUGUUCCAGAUGGAGUUGCUUGAUGAUGGGAGUUUCGAGUGGCGGGCGCCGUUUGAUCCCGAGACGCCUUUGCCCUGGUUAGAUGCCGAGCACGAUGUGGGACCGACACUGUUGCAGAUUUUCAAGGAUGGGCCUAAGAAGUGGCACGGCCAUCGUAUCGCACUCACAUUCGAGACCCUCUCACCAAAUCAAGUCUGCGCCGCCUUCUCCCGUGCCUUGAAUCGACCCUGCCGCUACGUGCGCGUGCCUAGGAUCGAAAUUAAAGUCAAGAUCCCUCCCGGAUACCGGGAACAGUUGGAGGCGCUGGAGUUGCUCUUCGGCGAGUGCGAUGCGCCAUACUUCCCGCAGCCCGAGUUCUCACAACCCGCUGCCGGAUCGCCGAAGGGUUUGGGUCCGGCCGGUGGAAAGGGUGCCGGCGCGGGGAUGAUGCAAGGUCCCGGUGGAGUGGUGUCUUUGCGGGUGACGGACGAGGCGAGGCAUUUGUGGCAGGGAUGGCGCGAUAUGGAGGAGUAUGCACGUGAGGUAUUCCCCGUGGAAGAAGAGGCGAACGGACUGGAUUGGAUGCUUUGAAAGGAAGCAAGCGUAUGAUUUUGAGGCUUCCUGAUUGCGUCUUUCCUUACUGUCAUGUUUGCCCGAGUCGCUGAUGACCAUGCGAUUGGGAGGGUGGAAGUGGGGUUAGCAGCACGUAUUGUGUUCCCCGCUUUCUCGAUUCUUUUACGACUGUUUGAUCCCCGGCAGACGUGCACGGUGAUGUUGUCUGUGCAUGUCGAACCUGCCUCGCAGCCUGUUCUUUCUACUGUUCUUGUUUAUGGGUUACUGCCUUGAGGGCUCUAAUCAUUGCAUUGUUGGCGAAUGGGCAUGGGAAUUAUGGGAUUUCUCGAACGGUUAUAUCACCGUUGUGGCUUGUUACUUUCUUCUACUCUCUGAUUCCGACAGAUCCAUAUGCCUCGGUUGUCGGGCAUUGGGGAUAUCCUUUUAUCUCUCUUCUUAUCUGAUUCCCCGAAAAAAAGUUUGAUUUUGCUUUUAUGGAUGGUGCUUUCUACUAUUAUUUUCAAUAUUCAUACCUCGCUGAGGAGUGAAGUUUACUCUAUCUGGAAUAUGUUUUCUCAGAAAAAAAUAAGACCCAAAAUGAGAUAUCGUUAUUCUUAUUAGA
This is a messenger RNA of Penicillium brasilianum, 2337 nucleotides long. The record is from the annotation of a GenBank genome assembly. Lineage: Eukaryota; Fungi; Ascomycota; Eurotiomycetes; Eurotiales; Aspergillaceae.